GUCAUGAUUUGAGGCGUUCAACACCGCGGAUUUUUUGGAGUUAAGAAUUCGUUGCUUGGCAUUUUUGUUGCAGUUGGGGAGACGUCGCCCCGUCGGGACUACACAUUCUUCUUGCGAUCCGGCCCAUGCACUCGCCUGGCUCCCUCCGUGCAUGCGGAUCGCCUCCCGAAAGUGUUUGGUCCGCCGAGUCCAGGUGAUUGGAGGAAAUUCCUGUGAGUGACAGGCCGGACCCCCUGCAGUUCAUGUUUUGGUGGAGCUCCUCAGAUGGGGUCAGUGUCCAGGGGGAGGCCGAGGAGGGGGUCAUGGGAGACGCACCCUCCAUUAACGGGAUGUCCGCCGGAUGGGCGUGGCUGCUGGGCGUGCUCCUUCUGUCCCUGGCCACCGUCUCCAUGGCACGGCCGCCCCAUCGACGCCAUGGAGGAAGAGGCUACGCUGGAGCCCGAAGAGACGCCGACCAAAUACCAAAUCUCUAAGCAGCCCACGCUGUGCUCGGUGCCGCCGGGCGAACUGCUGCGCCUGCGCUGCCCGCUGCCCGAGGCGGGCAGCGCCAUCUCCUGGACCAAAGACGGCGCGGCGCUGGGGCCGGACAACCGCACGGUCAUCCAGCAGGAGCUGCUGCAGAUCCGCGACGCGGCGCCCGCCGACUCGGGCAUGUACGCGUGCAGCGCGCUCGGGGUGCAGGGCGGACAGACGCUCUGCUUCAUAGUGAACGUGACAGAUGCCAUUUCGUCGGGUGAUGACGAGGAUGACACGGAUACCUCGGAAGACGGGCCCGGGGACAGAGAACAGAUGCGACCGCCCGAGUGGACGAUGAAGGACAAGAUGGAGAAGAAGCUGCACGCGGUGCCGGCCGCCAACACGGUCAAGUUCCGCUGCGCGGCGGAAGGGAACCCCCGGCCCAAGAUGCGCUGGCUGAAGAACGGCAGACCGUUCCGUCAGGAGGACCGCAUGGGCGGAUAUAAGGUGCGCCAGCAGCACUGGACUCUGAUCAUGGAGAGUGUGGUGCCGUCGGACAAGGGCAACUACACCUGUCUGGUGGAGAACGAUUACGGCGCCAUCAACCACACGUACACGCUGGACGUGGUCGAACGUUCCCCCCACCGGCCCAUCCUUCAGGCGGGGCUGCCGGCGAACACCACGGUGCAGGUGGGCCAGGACGCCAAGUUCGUGUGCAAGGUGUACAGCGACGCCCAGCCGCACAUCCAGUGGCUGCAGCACAUCACCAAGAACGGCAGCCGCUACGGCCCCGACGGGCACCCUUACGUCCGGGUCCUCAAGACCGCAGGUGUUAACACCACGGACAAAGAAAUCGAAGUCCUCUACGUGCCCAAUGUCACUCUUGAGGACGCGGGCGAGUACACGUGUUUGGCGGGUAAUUCUAUUGGGAUCUCCUAUCAUACUGCUUGGUUGACGGUGCUUCCAGUGACCGAGGAGCCGUCUCAGCCGGUGUUCCCGCCCGACUACGUGGAGAUCGCCAUCUACUGCAUCGGCGUCUUCCUCAUCGCCUGCAUGGUGGUCAUCGUGCUGGUGUGCCGCAUGCGCACCUCCACCAAGAAGCCCGACUUCGGCGGUCAGCCCGCCGUCCACAAGCUCAGCAAACAGAUUCCCCUGCGCCGCCAGGUAACAGUGUCGUCGGACUCUAGCUCCUCCAUGAGCUCCAGCACGCCGCUCGUACGCAUCACCACGCGACGAAGCUCCGCCCACGACGACCCCAUCCCUGAGUAUGACCUCCCUGAGGACCCGCGCUGGGAGUUCUCCAGAGACAAGCUGACGCUGGGCAAGCCCUUAGGGGAGGGCUGCUUUGGCCAGGUGGUCAUGGCCGAGGCUUUGGGCAUCGAUAAGGACAAACCCAAGGAGGCCGUCACUGUGGCUGUGAAGAUGCUUAAAGAUGACGCCACAGAGAAGGACUUAUCAGACCUGGUGUCAGAGAUGGAGAUGAUGAAGAUGAUCGGGAAACACAAGAACAUCAUUAACUUGCUGGGGGCGUGCACGCAAGAUGGCCCUCUGUAUGUAAUAGUGGAGUACGCGUCCAAGGGCAACCUGCGGGAGUACCUGCGGGCGCGGCGCCCCCCGGGGAUGGAGUACUCGUACGACAUUGCCCGCGUCUCCGACGAGCAGCUCACCUUCAAGGACCUGGUGUCCUGCACCUACCAGGUGGCACGAGGCAUGGAGUACCUGGCCUCGCAAAAGUGCAUACACAGGGACCUGGCGGCCCGGAACGUUCUAGUCACCGAGAGCAACGUGAUGAAGAUCGCCGACUUCGGCCUGGCCAGAGACGUGCACAACAUCGAUUAUUACAAAAAGACCACCAACGGUCGUCUCCCUGUGAAAUGGAUGGCUCCGGAGGCACUGUUCGACCGGGUCUACACACACCAGAGUGACGUCUGGUCGUUUGGGGUACUCAUGUGGGAGAUCUUCACCUUGGGGGGGUCGCCGUACCCAGGCAUCCCCGUGGAGGAGUUGUUCAAGCUGCUGAAAGAGGGCCACCGCAUGGACAAGCCCGGCAACUGCACCAACGAACUGUACAUGAUGAUGAAAGACUGUUGGCAUGCCAUCUCCUCCCAGAGGCCCACCUUUAAGCAGCUGGUGGAGGACCUGGACCGGAUCCUCACCCUGGCAACCAACGAGGAGUAUCUGGACCUGCGUGCUCCUCCUGAGCAGUACUCGCCCAGCUUCCCUGACACACACAGCUCCUGCUCGUCCGGGGACGACUCGGUCUUCUCCCACGACCCGCUGCCGGACGAACCCUGCCUGCCCAAGUACCAGCACAUUAGCUCCAAGACAUGAGGGCGCCCCCUAUAGGAGGAAACGGGAGCAGCGGGGGGGACACGGACUCGUGCCUCAGAGACACACACACUUCCCCUGUGGGCUGGAACUUGAAGCACAAGCUCCAUGGGGCACCACCCCGACAAAUCCCAACCCCAACCCCCCCACCCCACUCGACAACACCACCCCCACCAGCACCAGCACCAUCAGCACCACCACCACCUCCCUCAUUUCAACACAAGCCAAUAAGUGCUGAGCCUCCGCCCAGCCACGAUGUUUUCACUUGACAGUACCUCUUGUAUUCAUUAAUCGCACACCCUCACAUACUUCAUAUGAAUGUGCAUACAGUGUGGGCAAAUCUCACAUGCAAACACACACACAAACACACACACACACAAAUUGACAAACAUCCACACACACACUCUUGCUGCUCUCUCCUCAUGUCACCCACAUUGACUCUUACUGGACUAUGGAGUUUGGUUGAGGAGGGGACAGUGCUGCUGUUGGACCCUGAACUAAAGCGUGCUUGAGAAAACCACACAAGACACACACACUUACACACACACAUGCACACACAAACAUGAACUUUUUCGUGACCAAGCUCUUCAAGGAGAGGACAGGGAUCAGCCUGAUGUUUUACAUCACUGACUGAAAGAGAGGCUGUUUGCUAAGCUCGACCUCUCACCCUUUCUGUUUUCCUUUUAUUUUUUGUUUUGUUUUGUUUUGUUUGUUUGUUUGUUUGUUUGUCGGUCUGUUUGUCAUUGUCGUUGGAAUUUUACAUUUUUUUUUCCUACCAUCAUUCCAUUCCGUUGGCUGGCAUUCCAAGACUCCCUGCUCCGCUGGGAGAGCGAAGAAGGACCACGGCGACCUGAGGAGGAUAAAAAGAAAAAAAAAGAAAACAAAUCAAAGGGACUAAACAGAGAAACAGUAGAAAUAGGACACGUGUGAAAGUGGACAGGUAAAACUAACAGAGAAGAAGAGGUUUAGAAGAGUAUGACACUGCCUCUUGUUUAUUUUGUAAUAAUGUUCAGUUUUUUUUAUCGUUUUUUGGUAAGCCCACACAGUUAUUAUGGAAAAAAGUAAUACACGGUAUAUAGUGCUGGGUAUAUUUGUAAAUAUAUUCAAAUAUGUAUAAAUAUAUAUUAUAUAUUUACAGUGAAUUAUUUUUUGUAUGGACUCCAGAGCACCCCUCCCCCUCCCUCUUCAGACAGGUGUGGCGUUUCUUAGGUUACAUAUCUGCUCAGCUAACUUCUUAUACACUUUUUUCUUCCUCAAUUUCACACACACACACGCACACACGCACACACACACACACACACACAUACACAAACACACACACACAAACACACACACACACAAACACACACACACACACACACACACACACACACACACACACACACACACACACACACACACACACACACACACACACACACACACACACAGAGAGUACUUACAAGAUAAAUCAGAGGAGUUUGGCCAUCAGGGAAAGAAGUAGCAUGUUAAUUUAUUGACUUAUGUUUUAAAAAAUGAAUCAAAAUGAAAUAAAAAAGAUCAGAAUAAUAAAUAAUAUUAUUAAUGAUGACAUUAGCAAGGGUAAUGAUAAUUGAUUCAUUAUGUUUAUUGUAAUUUAAAAUGAUCUUUCAGUGGAGGUAACAGAACAAAAAAGCUUUUUAGAGGAUAUUUGAAAGAUCCUGGUUUCCUAUGUUUUUUACAUAUACGAAUGUGAAUAAUAAGUUCAAUUUGAAAUAACGUACAUUUUUAUAGACUGCUAAUCCCAUGUCUUUUGUAGAAGAUGCUGAUUGUUUUUUUAUCCAGCUAUUGUGCUCUUGCUGUUGUUGCAUUUUGAACUGAGAAUUGCUGGAUAUUUAUAUGUGACAGAGAAAAAAACUAUUUCACAAAGACCCACAACCAUUCUGUGACUACACUUAGAUCCUUUUAGAGUUGACAAGUAGUUUGUUGUAAUUUUCACUCUGAAAAGAAAUACAAAAUUUGUACGUCAAAACGCUAAAAUGGAAAAGUAUUAAAGUCAUCCAAGUGUUCUGUUCGUCUGCUGGAUCAAGUCAUUUGAGAUUGUACCUUGCAAGUGUUGCUGAUACAUUUGCAAAAAAAUAAAGUUGGAAAACAAAUUA
Molecule: messenger RNA, 4901 nt
Organism: Sardina pilchardus (European sardine)
Lineage: Eukaryota; Metazoa; Chordata; Actinopteri; Clupeiformes; Clupeidae
Gene: fgfr2
Product: fibroblast growth factor receptor 2
Exons: 18
Coding region: 265-2787 (840 amino acids)
Biological process (GO): multicellular organism development; positive regulation of kinase activity; protein phosphorylation
Cellular component (GO): plasma membrane; signaling receptor complex
Molecular function (GO): ATP binding; fibroblast growth factor receptor activity; fibroblast growth factor binding
Source: RefSeq, a predicted model, not a curated record